Echinococcus granulosus is the source of this 390-nucleotide messenger RNA. RefSeq lists its product as hypothetical. Lineage: Eukaryota; Metazoa; Platyhelminthes; Cestoda; Cyclophyllidea; Taeniidae. Bases 1 to 390 code for a protein of 129 amino acids. The transcript is spliced from 3 exons. The record is from RefSeq and is a predicted model, not a curated record.
AUGGACAAAGCCAGUAGUGAAUCGUCUAGUAACCACUGGCAAGUGUGCGUGCCCGUAAGUGUAAAAGACGGUGUUUGUCCGAUGCGGCCAAUCAAUGGUGGACCUGGGGGCCAACUAGAGUACUCCCCCAACCCAUCUCUCGCUUUAUCAACGAGCUCUUUUAAGUUAAGGGCGAAGGACCAGGAAAGGGAGGCAGCAGGAGCGGAGGCGGUGGAGAGGGAAAACUUCCCAUCCGCCUCGUCUUCCAUCUCUAGCCUCGUGUGCGCUGAUCGGGGAAGAAGGCAUGCGCCCUCUACUGCCGUGGCUCGCAUUCCGCACGCGCGUCCGCGUGCCUCCGUGCGAGCGAUCGAUUUCUCGCUCGACCACGCGCCAAUCCCGCACCACCAGUGA